This is a messenger RNA of Fusarium poae, 1311 nucleotides long. It is a transcript of the gene PEX2, whose product is annotated as peroxisome assembly protein (Peroxin-2). Gene Ontology annotation, molecular function: zinc ion binding. Gene Ontology annotation, cellular component: peroxisomal membrane. The transcript has a single exon. The record is from RefSeq and is a predicted model, not a curated record. The coding region runs from base 1 to 1311 and encodes 436 amino acids. NCBI's taxonomy places the organism in Eukaryota, Fungi, Ascomycota, Sordariomycetes, Hypocreales, Nectriaceae. Gene Ontology annotation, biological process: protein import into peroxisome matrix.
AUGACCGACACGAGCUUCGCACAAGCCCAGCGCCGCGUUGUCGCGCGUCGCCAAACCCGCGAGGCCGAAGCCGCUGCUCGCAUCGCUGCACAGCGACAAGCGUCUCGACCCAGAGCCAACCUCGAGCGCUUACCAUACCCCUUAAAUCGCAUCGGAUCUGCUUGGGAUGCCGUGUCUACCAGGGAGGGCACGCGCCCCGCAUUUCGAGUAGGACAAGUCGACGCCGAAUUGCUCGAUGUAGAGCUGUUGGACAUCCUCAAAGACCAGGUUUGUGAAGGCCUAAAGUAUUUUGGUGGAGGACACCUGCAUGAUGACUGGUCGGCUGAAAUUAUGUUGGCACUAAGAGCUGUCCUCUUCAAGCUUACUGUCUGGGAUCACGAUGCGACAUACGGUGCGGCUCUUCAAAAUCUCAAAUACACCGACGCCAGGAACGAUGGCCUUAUUCUGAAAGCACCUUCAAAGGUGCAAAAAUCACUUUACGGCCUGGUGACAGUGUUUGGCAACUAUGCCUGGACGAGGUGGGAGGAUUGGCUCCUGGAGCAUGAUGAUGGCUACGAUGAGCCAAGCCCCCUGCUGAAGCGACUAUCAAAAUUGACUUCAGCUAUGUCAACUGUCCACUCAGCAGCUGCUUGUGUCUCAUUUCUAGUUUUUCUACUGCACGGACGAUAUCGAACGCUUCUCGACAGAAUCCUGAGAAUGAGACUUGCGCCACCCACAAGCCAAGUAAGCCGAGAGGUUUCAUUCGAGUAUCUUAACCGUCAGCUUGUUUGGCAUGCCUUCACCGAGUUUUUGCUUUUUGUGCUGCCCCUGAUAGGCAUUCAGCGAUGGCGACGCUGGCUCACCAGGACAUGGCGAAAGACAAAAGACAUUAUCAGGACGGGACCACAGGAAGAAGGCAAGGCGAACGGCGAGUACGCAUUCCUUCCAGAGAGGACAUGCGCGAUUUGCUACCAGGACCAAAACAAUGCGACUUCGGAGAACGAGGUCAUGGCAGCAGCAGCAUCCGGCGGUGUUGUUGGCUCGGCACAGACAGACAUAACCAACCCAUAUGAAACAAUUCCUUGCGGGUGCGUAUACUGUUUUGUGUGCUUAGCUACUCGUUUGGAGAGGGAAGAAGGCGAGGGCUGGACCUGUCUGCGAUGUGGUGAGCAUGUCAAAGAAUGCAAGCCCUGGAGUGGUGGUUUGAUAGAACCUUCUGCGAAGCAUGCCUCGGCCAAGACAGUGGCCUUUUCGGACGAUAUUACUGGGGGUGUACUUGUGGAUGACCAUGAUGAGGUAGCGAGCUUGAGCACAACUUCAGAGCAAGGUUAA